Prorocentrum cordatum is the source of this 654-nucleotide messenger RNA. Lineage: Eukaryota; Dinophyceae; Prorocentrales; Prorocentraceae. The record is from the annotation of a GenBank genome assembly.
AUGCAGGCGGCGCGGCUAGCAGUGAGGACGUGUCGCGCUCUCCCUCGGCUGCGCAGGGAGAUCGGAAAGGCAGGGAGUGAGAAGCGUCAGGAGCGUGGCACGGGAUGUUGGGAACACUCUGCUGGGGCGCCGAAUCUGCGCGGGCUCGCCACCACCCCCGCGGACGAGGGCGUGAGCCGCGCGGCGUUUGACACGCCGAGGCGGGAGCUCGCCGCUGGCGCCGACGUUCCCCCGGAUCCCCGAGCCUACGGCGUCGUCAUCCAGGCCUCCCCGGGCCUCUCGCCUUUGGGCCCGCCUCCCAGCCCCCCCUCCACUCCAAACGACUCCGCGGUAUCCUCAUCAUCACUAUGUUGGUUAUCUUUCCCUCCCUCGUCCUCCUGCCUGACCAGUGUUCCUGCACGCAUGCGCGGCAGGGCUUUUGUACACGUCUGCGGCGGCCGAUGGUGGUCUGCGAGGUCGUUUCGCACUGCACGUGGUGGCCUGCUGUACAGCGCAGCGCAGGCUUUUGUUUUUCAUUGGCCGGAUGUUCGCUCGCUGAUUCGACCUGGUGCGGACGGAGGGACGAGGGAUGAGCGGUCCCAGGGCAGUCAAGAGCCCAAGACAGCACAGAAGGUGAAUGGCGUGACUUACCGAGGUUUGCCCUGCGGUCAGUAG